AUGGGAAUCAUAACAAAUCAAGACGGCAUAUUGCAAACUUGUAAUUGUGGUGUUGACAGGUCAAUAUUAUAGUAUUUGGAAAUCCUAUUGAUUCUGAGUUUAAUUGUCAAAGCCCCUUUAAAUAUAGAAUUAAAUGGCAUCACAAAUGAUUAGACUGAUUAAUCAGUGGAUUCUUACAGAAAUGCAUACAUCCCUCUAAUAAAGAAGUUUACUCCAGAAUGGGAUGUCUCCUUAAAGGUUACUAGAAGGGGAUUUUAGGCAGGAACUGGAACUGUAAAGUAUCUUUAAUGAUGAAAUUAAUAGCUUGCAUUCUAAGCCUAUAAGAUAGAUUUAGGCUACGACCUUGAUUGAGAGAGGACCUAUUUGUAAAAUUCGAGGAGCCUGUUCUGGUAGUAAAGUAGCUCCUAAUCUUUUUGAAUAGAGUUGUGAGUCAAUGUAGAAAUGUGUUCUAUGA
Molecule: messenger RNA, 454 nt
Organism: Paramecium octaurelia
Lineage: Eukaryota; Ciliophora; Oligohymenophorea; Peniculida; Parameciidae
Source: the annotation of a GenBank genome assembly